AUGAGCGCUUUUGAGGUGGCUUGCUGGGAGUACGAGAUAAACAAACAAAAUGGGAAGUUCGGAAUUGAAAUUUUCGGUGGAAUCGACAAGGAUCCUGCUCAAAAUCCGUACUCCAAAAAUGGUGAUAAGGGAGUCUACAUAAUCAAAAUUGAGCCUGGAAGUGCAGCAGAAAUAGGAGGCCUGAAAGUCGGUGAUCAAAUUUACGAGGCCAAUGGAUUCGACUAUACAAUGGUGACGUUUGCGCAAGCGGUACGCAGAAUCCAGCGAAAAGAUACCCUCAGAUUAAAGAUCGGAAGAGCGGAUACCUCUCCCGGAAGCACUACCACGUCCGGCCUUUUGUAA
Molecule: messenger RNA, 342 nt
Organism: Oikopleura dioica
Lineage: Eukaryota; Metazoa; Chordata; Appendicularia; Copelata; Oikopleuridae
Source: the annotation of a GenBank genome assembly